CAAAAUCAGUUGUGAAAUUUCGAACAAAAAAUUAGCUCUUUUUCGAAUAGUACUUUGCUUUUGCAUAACCGUAAUAACGGUCUGACCCUCCUCAAUAUCCUUAAACAAAUCUCUCUCUCCAUCUCCUCUUCAAACCCUAACCAUUAUCUCUGAAAUUUGAUUUAUCACACUUGAUGUUUCCAUAUCCCAUUUAGUGGUUUGACUUAAGCUUACCAUAGAAUUCUAACACUCCAAUAUGAUGUCAAUGUAAUUGAUGAUUCUACAAAAUGUUUGAUUGCGGUUACAAGUCCCGGUACAUUGGUGGCCAGAGGGAGAAAUUUGUAAGGUUGGAUGACCUUGAUUCUAUGUUGUCAACGCCUUCUGGUGCUGUUGGAAAGAAGCGAGCCAUAUUUAAUUUAGAGGGGCUAAACCUUACUGGUCGUGCAAAGAAAAAUUCAUCAAAAUCCUUUAGGUAUGGAAUGAAAGUGGGAUCAGAUGGACUAAAGACAAUUGGGCGAUCACUCAGGUCUGGCGUCACCCGGGCAGUGUUCCCAGAAGAUCUUAAAGUAUCUGAGAAAAAAAUAUUUGACCCUCAAGAUAAAUCCCUCUUGUUAUGGAAUAGGCUUUUUGUCAUAUCUUGUAUUCUUGCAGUUUCUAUUGAUCCAUUGUUUUUCUAUCUUCCUGUCUUCAAUCAUGCAUCAAAUUGCCUUGGUAUGGAUACAAAGUUGGCAGUCACAACAACUACUCUGCGGACAAUUCUUGAUUCUUUCUAUCUUAUUCGUAUGGCUCUUCAGUUCCGCACAGCGUAUAUUUCACCAUCUUCUCAGGUUUUUGGACGAGGUGAACUUGUGAUAGAUCCUACACAGAUAGCCAAGCGAUAUCUACAACAUUAUUUCAUUGUAGAUUUACUGUCUGUGCUUCCUCUACCUCAGAUUGUAGUGUGGAAAUUCCUCCAGAGAUCAAAGGGCUCAGAAGUAUUGGCUACAAAACAAGCAUUACUACAUAUUGUCUUGUUUCAAUAUGUUCCAAGAUUUGCCCGCUUUUUUCCUUUGAAUGCAGAACUUAAAAAGACUGCGGGUUUUUUUGCUGAAAGUGCUUUGGCUGGUGCUGCAUACUAUUUGCUUUGGUAUAUGCUUUCCAGCCAUAUAACCGGGGCCUUUUGGUACUUAUUUGCUGUUGAGCGAAAUGACACUUGCUGGCGGCAAGCCUGUAAGGAUAGUGGAAAAUGUGACAUAAAUUACUUGUACUGUGGGAAUAAGCAUAUGGAAGGUUACAGUAAUUGGGAAAAGAUCAGCAAGGGUGUUCUUGGUAGUCGUUGCUCUAUUGUUGAUGAAGAUUCACAAUUCAAUUAUGGAAUUUACACAAAUGCUAUAUCAUCUGGUAUUGUUGCAUCUAGGACUUUUUUCUCUAAAUUUUGCUACUGUUUAUGGUGGGGCCUGCAAAAUUUGAGUACACUUGGUCAAGGGCUUGAAACCAGUACCUACCCUGGAGAGGUUCUGUUUUCCAUUCUAAUAGCAAUUUCUGGGCUCCUACUCUUUGCACUUCUGAUUGGAAAUAUGCAGACAUACCUCCAGUCUCUUACAGUUCGUGUUGAAGAGAUGAGAAUCAAAAGGCGUGAUUCUGAACAGUGGAUGCAUCAUCGCUUACUUCCACAGGAUCUGAGGGAAAGAGUUAGACGUUAUGACCAGUAUAAGUGGUUAGAAACACGAGGAGUAGAUGAAGAGAGCUUGGUCCAGAGUUUACCAAAAGAUCUCAGGAGGGAUAUCAAACGACAUCUUUGUUUGAAUUUGGUGAGAAGGGUUCCUUUGUUUGCAAAUAUGGAUGAGAGGUUACUUGAUGCCAUCUGUGAGAGAUUGAAGCCCAGUUUAUACACCGAGAGAACCUACAUUGUUCGGGAAGGGGACCCAGUGGAUGAGAUGCUCUUUAUCAUUCGUGGGCGCCUGGAGAGUGUCACUACAGAUGGUGGAAGGAGUGGAUUUUUCAACCGAGGUCUACUGAAAGAAGGGGACUUCUGUGGAGAGGAGCUUCUAACUUGGGCACUGGACCCUAAAGCUGGUUCCAACUUACCAUCAUCAACUCGGACAGUGAAGGCUUUAACUGAGGUGGAAGCUUUUGCCUUGGAAGCAGAAGAGUUGAAGUUUGUUGCCAGUCAGUUUAGGCGCCUUCAUAGUAGGCAAGUUCAGCACACCUUCCGCUUCUAUUCACAGCAGUGGAGGACCUGGGCUGCCUGCUUUAUCCAGGCUGCUUGGCGACGGAAUCUCAAGAGGAAAGUUGCAGAACGUCAUCGUCAAGAAGAGGCAGAAGAAGAAGAGGAGGAGGAAGCAUUAGACUAUGGUAAAGAAUAUGAUGAUGUAAGGGCAUUAGUUUCUCGAAGUGAUAGUACAUCUAGGCUUGGUGCAACUAUCUUAGCAUCCCGAUUUGCAGCUAAUGCCCUUCGUGGUCAUAGGCUUCGGAACCCAAGUGCUGGAGGCUUGGUGAAACUGCAGAAGCCCCCGGAACCUGAUUUCACAAAUUAUGAUUCAGAGAACUAGUUUUUUUAUUUUAGAUGUUGAAAACCAAGGAGCUGAUGCUGCUAGCUCUUGUUGUAUACUACGGUCAUUGCUCAUUCCCAGUUGCAAAACAGUAUUCUUCAACUUAUUCUAGGUGAUGACAAAGAGUGAAAUUUUUUUCUGAAAGGCGGAUUGGUGCAGGUCUCUGUAUGGUCUGAGUGGCAGACCAUUCACUCUCUUCUUCUUCUUGAUGGCCCAUUAGACUCAAUGGUCCUUUCCUGGCAAAGGUUGGACUACGUAUAAAAGGCUUUUUACCAUGUAAAGAGACUUAUUGCAAAGCAUGGCUAGAAGGAUAGGACCAACACCUUGUCUUUGCCAUGACUUUCAUGUGUUGUGUUUAUUUGUUUUGUAAAAAGUAUCUCAAAAUUUGAAUGCAAGAAAUUUGUGACAUCAAAAAGCUGCUCUACACGAGUUAGUUGAAAGUUUCAA
Quercus lobata is the source of this 2957-nucleotide messenger RNA. RefSeq names its product putative cyclic nucleotide-gated ion channel 8. Gene Ontology annotation, biological process: transmembrane transport; monoatomic ion transport. Gene Ontology annotation, cellular component: membrane. The transcript is spliced from 8 exons. Gene Ontology annotation, molecular function: monoatomic ion channel activity. NCBI's taxonomy places the organism in Eukaryota, Viridiplantae, Streptophyta, Magnoliopsida, Fagales, Fagaceae. The record is from RefSeq and is a predicted model, not a curated record. The coding region runs from base 267 to 2510 and encodes 747 amino acids.